AUGCGCCGGGAAGACGAGCCCAGAGAAUCUCCCCCGGACUGCUCCGAGCAUGCAGGAGGAGGCUUUGCAGUUGGCAUGCCUGUCCAGUGCUUCAACCAAAACAAGAAGGAGUGGGAGGACGGCAAUGUCACUCGGCGAUACCAGCAAGACAAGGUCAUUGUCUUCGACGUGGAUUGCAAGGGCUCCAUUGUCCGGAUGCUCCCCGCCAGCCGGCUUCGGCAUAGCCGAUUUGCCGUUGGGGACAACGUGAUGUACUACUCCAACCAUAACAAGUCAUGGGUUACAGCCAAGGUGCAGAAGAUUUUCUGGUCCAAGAGAACCUGUGACCUGGACAUCAAGAAAGGAGAGCUAACAUCAGCUGUGUCAGGAAGGCAGGCCCGAGAAGGCCAACGGAGAAGAAGGCCACCUGGCCGGCCAGGCAAGCCAGGGGUUGGGAGCCACCCCAGAGGAGGAAAAGACGCGAGGCGAUCGGUCCCGGCGAAGGCGGGCAAGCCGCGGUUCCUCAGAGGAGGAGCGAAAAGCUCGGCGGCUAGAGUCGCCCCCGUGCCGAAUCACGCUGGAGCCACGGCGAAAUUCUAG
Molecule: messenger RNA, 579 nt
Organism: Effrenium voratum
Lineage: Eukaryota; Dinophyceae; Suessiales; Symbiodiniaceae
Source: the annotation of a GenBank genome assembly